Cuscuta europaea is the source of this 2257-nucleotide messenger RNA. Lineage: Eukaryota; Viridiplantae; Streptophyta; Magnoliopsida; Solanales; Convolvulaceae. The record is from the annotation of a GenBank genome assembly.
CAACCAGAGCGCAAGCUAUGACGGUUGGAAGCCCUGCUACGCCCAUAAUGAUUCCAUCAUUAAAUGCAGGCCACACAUCAGCAAUCUUCACUGAUGCUGUGUCAACAGUUACAACCCCCGUAACUGGUCACCCCACCUUUGAAGACAUAAACGUUCUACUAAAUCGCUUCCUAGAUUCCACCAUUAAACCAUGGGUGCAAGAUGCAAUGACCGCUCUAGCACAGGAAUUUAGGACCACCCAAGCGGUUCGGUCUGAACAGACACCACCCCAACCUUCCCCUGAACCGUUCAUCUCCCAUACACAACUCAUAUCCUCCACCCCUCUAUCCCACCAAUCCAUCAACCAAAUUCCUAUCCCUUCUAUUUCUCGGGGAACCCAGAAUACAGAACCAGUAUUCUCCCCACACCCGACCACACCCUCCAUCGAUCUCUCCUCCCUAUCCUUUGACACCCUAGCUUCGGCUUUGCUGAAUAACCUCUUGAAUACCCCAGAAGACGACCUCACUCUUCAUCAGCAAGCCAUACUUGAAGCUCUUCUUUCCUCACCCGAAACCAAGAGUACUUGCAAGGAGAGUCUUCGUGGUCGCAAACGUUCCCAUGAGGACCCCGAUGAUUCGGAUCCUCAUGAGGGGGAGAACAAGCGACCCCGAUCACUUGAGCAAACUACUCUUCCAAGCCAAACUCCACAGCCAAUUCAACCUGAAACCUCAACAAACCAACAGCCACCAUCCACAGCCAAACUCUCUAGCGUGGUCGAGCUAGAAAUAACAUCCCGAGGCAUAUCUCCUAGAGAUACCAACCGAGGAGGGGAUGGAAGUCCUGAUGAUGAUACCACUGGUACAUCUUCUCCAUCAGGCCAUCAGUUGGAACCCAGUUCUAAGCUGAUGUCAACGGGCAAUCCUAGUGAACCCGGUAGUGCUACACAGGAAAAAUCACCGCCUAAACAAAGAACUCCAUGUAUCUCCCCAGGCAAAGACAUCCAUGAUGCACUGGAAGAGGCGGUGAUAUACGACAAAUGGCCGAGAAAAUGGACAGAAUGGGACGAUCUCCGGGUUGAAGCCGAGCAAGAGGACAUGCAAAGAAACUGGUGGCUACGAGAGCUUAUUAACAAAUGCUCUGAAGAUAUCAUUAGGCUCGAGGACGAUGAACGCAAGGAAGGGGAGAACUACAAGGAAUCCCAGAAAGCUCUUGAAUCGGUCGUAAGACAAUCAGCGGGAAGACUUCCCAAGACAGAGAAACCCUGGGACAACGUUCGAAUCAAAGCCCCCUUCCAAGAAGAAAUCAGAGAGCAUAUCUUGCGUAGACCAGACAAAGUCAAGCCACUGAACGAACUGAAGCUAAGAGGCCUUACACACUUGAAAGGAAAACAGGCUGGAGGUCAUCUGCAUAUGCUGCUGCAAAGGUCAACCGGUACACAGAGAAAACUGAUGGAACAAGAUCUGAAGUCGAAUAUUCUCCCGAUUCAUCAAAUUCUACAAGUAAAAGCUGAAGACUAUCAUGGAGUAACAUUUUACACUUUCAGACUUCAACGCACCGAUGGGAGCGAAUUCACUUGUCAAGAGAACGACUUCAUCAUGCUAAAACCGGAUGACAUAUAUCAAAUGCUCAUGGCCUACAGAUACCUUCCAGUCAGGCAAAACAUAGUAUACAGCGAAGGCCUCGCAGCUAUCAAGAGAUUCAUGCUUAGACAGAUCCGAAACUUGAAGAUUUCCCAGCCUAUCACAUCUUCUUCAAACUGCCAGCAGUCACCUACCUGAACCACAAGAACGAAAAGCGUCUGAUGGUAGUCAGUGAAAUCGAGAAAUACUGCGACAGAACACUGAAGAUAAUCAGAGAGCAGAUUCUACAGAUGAAGGCAAAGCUGGAAGAAAAUCUUCAAGAGGCAUCGUCUUAUGUUCAAAAGGAACACUCUACUGUGGAGACAAUUUUAAAGGCCAUUGACGAUCGCCUCGAAAAGAGAAAUAUGCUAAGACAAUAUGAACAUGCACUUGGAUUAAAGAAGCACUACUUCAAGUCACAGAAGCAAUAAGAGAAUGACACUUGAUCACAAAGGGGGAGAUUGUUGGAGAUAUUUUAUUGUGAAUCAAGUUGGUCAUAGAUUAGCUUUAUAUUUAAUCAUUGUAUUUUAAUUGUUCAUAAAUUAGAUAGAAAUCAGGCCAAGUGUUAGGCCCAUUUAAACAGGCCAAAAGCCUGUUUCGCCUAACCUAAACCUCGCCUAUAAAAAGGGAGCCGAGGUUUAGGAAAAGGUUGAACGUCG